AUGGUAUCAAAGUUGGUUCAGAUUAGACUACUCUUUUUCAUUGCAUCAUAUGAAGCCUUUCUCCUCUCAGCCAUGGCCUAUGACCGCUACUCAGCCAUCUGCAACCCUCUGGUUUAUGUGACAGUCAUGAACAAACAGUUCUGUAUCUUUCUGGCCUGUGGUUCUUGUCUACUUGGGGUCACCAACUCCCUGCUCAACACCCUGCCUCUGCUGAGGCUGCAUUUCUGUGGCCCCCACCUCAUCCACCACUACAGCUGUGAGAUGCCUGAACUCUUACCUCUCUCCUGCACUGACCUCUUCCUGAACAAAAUGAUCUUGUUCACUACCUUGGUUAUCUUUGGAUUUGGUUGCUUCUUCCCCAUCCUGUUUUCUUAUACCCAAAUCAUCUCUGCCAUCCUGAAGAUCAGCUCAGCCUCAGGCAGAAGCAAAGCCUUUUCUACUUGCUCCUCCCAUGUAAUUGUAAUAACCUUGUUCUUCCUGACAGGUUUGGGUCAAUAUUCGAGCCUUGCUAUUGGCUCUAUCAGCAAUGGUGCUUAUGAGUAG
This is a messenger RNA of Gracilinanus agilis (Agile Gracile Mouse Opossum), 543 nucleotides long. RefSeq names its product olfactory receptor-like protein COR9. Lineage: Eukaryota; Metazoa; Chordata; Mammalia; Didelphimorphia; Didelphidae. Gene Ontology annotation, biological process: G protein-coupled receptor signaling pathway. Bases 1 to 543 code for a protein of 180 amino acids. Gene Ontology annotation, molecular function: G protein-coupled receptor activity; olfactory receptor activity. The transcript has a single exon. The record is from RefSeq and is a predicted model, not a curated record. Gene Ontology annotation, cellular component: membrane.